Molecule: messenger RNA, 1133 nt
Organism: Tuber melanosporum (Perigord truffle)
Lineage: Eukaryota; Fungi; Ascomycota; Pezizomycetes; Pezizales; Tuberaceae
Product: 40S ribosomal protein S3
Exons: 5
Coding region: 1-1083 (360 amino acids)
Biological process (GO): translation
Cellular component (GO): nucleus; cytosolic small ribosomal subunit
Molecular function (GO): RNA binding; structural constituent of ribosome
Source: RefSeq, a predicted model, not a curated record
AUGGUGAAUGAUUUCGCUCAACUCAAAAACACGGUUACCCGGCCUAUUUCAACAGAGCGUGACGCUCUUCCAGGUGAUGGCGUAGGGCAAACCCCUCUUAGUCCUCCACAUCCCACAAAGCAACCCACAUUAUCGGAAGAAAGUUUACAACCCCCCACCACCGACGAACGACAACGCUCACGACUAGCGAAGCCAGCAAUCAACAGCCGGUAUAAUAUCUCCGAAACUUCAAUAACCAUGGCAUCUGCUCAAUCUCAAACAAUCUCCAAGCGCCGCAAGUUCGUUGCCGACGGUGUUUUCUAUGCAGAGUUGAACGAGUUUUUCACUCGCGAAUUGGCUGAGGAGGGUUAUUCCGGCGUUGAAGUUCGUGUCACUCCUACUGUCACUGACAUCAUCAUUCGUGCUACCCACACUCAGGAAGUCCUCGGAGAACAAGGUCGCCGUAUCCGUGAACUCACAUCGCUCAUCCAAAAGCGUUUCAAGUUCCCCGAGAACUCUGUCUCCCUAUAUGCCGCCAAGGUCCAGAACCGUGGUCUUUGUGCUGUUGCCCAGUGUGAAUCCCUCCGGUACAAGCUUCUCAACGGUCUUGCUGUUCGUAGAGCUUGCUAUGGUGUUUUGAGAUUUAUCAUGGAAUCUGGUGCCAAGGGUUGCGAGGUUGUUGUGUCGGGAAAGCUUAGAGCUGCUAGAGCUAAGAGCAUGAAGUUCACCGACGGAUUCAUGAUUCACUCUGGUCAGCCUGCCCGUGACUUUAUUGACUCCGCCACUCGCCACGUUCUUCUCCGGCAGGGUGUACUUGGUAUCAAGGUCAAGAUCAUGCGUGGAAGUGACCCCGAUGGAAAGAGCGGACCCCAGAAAUCUCUUCCUGACACUGUUACCGUUAUCGAGCCCAAAGAAGAGGCGCCAAUUGGACAACCCUCAUCGCAAGACUACGGUGCUAAGGCUGACGCUGCGCGCGCGGCCGCCACCCAAGCUCAAGCACAGGAGAAUGUUGCCGCUGAGCAAGUUGGUGUCGAGGCGGGCAAUGAGGAUGCCGCUGCUGAAUAUGCUCCUCCUGCCCCUGCCGAAGAUCUGGGUGGGUGGUAAAGCAGAAAUCAACAAAAUAAUCUCAGUUAAAUAAACUUCUCGUUUCCCUA